Molecule: messenger RNA, 549 nt
Organism: Lodderomyces theae
Lineage: Eukaryota; Fungi; Ascomycota; Pichiomycetes; Serinales; Debaryomycetaceae
Exons: 1
Coding region: 1-549 (182 amino acids)
Biological process (GO): phospholipid transport
Cellular component (GO): mitochondrial intermembrane space
Molecular function (GO): phosphatidic acid transfer activity
Source: RefSeq, a predicted model, not a curated record
AUGAAGAUAUUUCAAGCAGACCACUUAUUCAACUACCCUUGGGACCAAGUAACAGCCGCCAAUUGGCAAAAGUACCCUAAUGAGCUUUCAACGCAUGUGGUUUCGGUGGAUAUUUUAAACAGAAGUGUAGUCAAUGACCACAUUCUUCGAACCGAAAGGUUGAUCGGAUGCAAACAAUCCAUACCAAGGUGGCUUUCCUUUUUGGUCGGUGGUGCAUCUUUGAGUUAUGUGCGGGAAGUAUCAGAAAUUGAUUUGAACAACAAGACUUUGGUGAUGAAGUCAAUGAACUUGACCAUGAACCAUUUGUUAUUGGUCAAGGAGACUGUCAUUUACAAGCCGGAUUUAGACUUGCCAUUGCACAAGACCACAUUCAACCAAAGUGCAGAAAUUACCGCUUUUGCGGGAGUAUCGAAAUUGUGUGAUAAGUUGGAACAUUGGAGUGUUGAGAGGUUUGGACAGAAUGCACAAACCGGAAAGUUGGCCUUUGAGAGUGUUUUAAAUCGUUUAGCCGAAAAAUGGGACCAGACCGGCGUUUUAUUAAAGAGUUGA